AUGCAGGCGACAUCUACACCGACCAAUUUUGAGGGAGCCCCAAGAAUUACCAAGGAGUAUACCUUAGACUUCAUGGACGAAGAAGAAGACAUUGUUGGGCUGGCAUCGCCGGAUCUCAGACUUGAUGAUGCCGCACUAUUGCGGUGGGGGUGGUUCAACGUCGAAGACGUUCAUCUAGUCACUUUCAACGACAACGGUUUUGGAAAUCUCGUCCUCUCUAGUCACAAGAAACAGCUACUCUCAUCUCUCAUUAUGUCUCAGAACUUAGAAGGAUUUAGUACCGAUGACUUCGUCGAGGGUAAAGGAAAAGGUGUUAUCAUUCUGCUAAACGAGGUGGUGGCAGAUCACGCUCGCCGCCCACUUCUCACGGCCAAUUCAGGCCAAUUCAUUGGCUCGCCGGCUGAAGUCGAAGUAUCUCUAGCUAAACUGCUUCAAAGUGCUACACGGUGGGGAGCUCUAGUGCUAUUAGACGAAGCAGAUGUUUUUAUGCAAGCUCGUAACUUGCAAGAUCUGGAGCGCAACGGAAUUGUUUCCAUGCUGCUGCGCACCCUUGAGUACUUUGAAGGGACCCUCUUCUUAACAACCAACCGGGUUGGAACGAUUGAUAGCGCUUUCAUGUCCCGUUUUCACCUGACGCUCUCCUACGAGCCCCUUUCCGAAUCAGCGAGAAGACAACUCUGGGAUACCUGGAUAACACGAGCAUGUCGUAUUUGGAAUGGAGUUAACGCGAUGACACAGUUCCAGGAAGACUGUAGUGUCAGUGUCACUCGUCAAGAGGCUGAAAAGAGAUGGGAUCCAAAGGUUCCGGACUCGAAACCGAUGCCUUCAAAAUCAUGGCUUAAGACACUUUGCGACGGACGGCGGGAUGUGUUGUCUUAUCGCAACUGGAUUAUAGACUUGCAAACGUAUGGGAUUAUUGUGCCGCCUGCGUUUGUCGUAUUGAUGAUGCAGCCAUAUUGCAUGGAGCAUUCCCGUUGCAUUGUCGUGGAGGCCAGGAUUUGGACGAGUCAAACUCCUUGUAGGCUUCCAUCCUUGGCAGACUUCAACUUCUCUUUACACGAAAAAGAUACCAGGGCGUAUCAAAAUGCCCGCAAAGACGUAACUCAGCAGCGCAUCAUAGAGACACAUUCCUUUUCAGCGCAGAAAACAGCUCACAGGCUCCGUGAUGUGGAUUUGCCAAGAACCGAAAUCGCGUUCAGCGACAUUACACCCCAAGCAGCAUCCAAUAACGUCCUCAAAAAACCCAGUCUGAGUCUCCGUUGGGCAGCUCCUAAAGUUCGCGCGGGCUUGGCGAUCAUGAUAAGCUUAAAUGCUCCUGCCGCAUGCUCUCCAUCCCCCGAGAGACUGAACGGUGUUUGUGGGCUUCUGAGUAACGGGCUUCCUGUUUCUGUCUACUCAUUCCGUUGGCAUAUUGAGAUGCCUGUUUGGGGCAACGGGUCCUGCCGCCGUCCUGGCUGA
Colletotrichum lupini is the source of this 1458-nucleotide messenger RNA. RefSeq names its product ATPase. Gene Ontology annotation, molecular function: ATP binding; ATP hydrolysis activity. Bases 1 to 1458 code for a protein of 485 amino acids. Lineage: Eukaryota; Fungi; Ascomycota; Sordariomycetes; Glomerellales; Glomerellaceae. The transcript is spliced from 13 exons. The record is from RefSeq and is a predicted model, not a curated record.